This is a messenger RNA of Cutaneotrichosporon cavernicola, 1305 nucleotides long. RefSeq lists its product as uncharacterized. Bases 1 to 1305 code for a protein of 434 amino acids. Gene Ontology annotation, molecular function: protein binding. Gene Ontology annotation, cellular component: peroxisomal importomer complex; peroxisome; peroxisomal membrane. Gene Ontology annotation, biological process: protein import into peroxisome matrix, docking. The transcript is spliced from 3 exons. The record is from RefSeq and is a predicted model, not a curated record. NCBI's taxonomy places the organism in Eukaryota, Fungi, Basidiomycota, Tremellomycetes, Trichosporonales, Trichosporonaceae.
AUGUCCUCACUCCCACCACGGCCAAAACCCUGGGAGACAAAGAGUGCCGCAGCAGCCACCUCGAACCCCGCUGCCAUCUCCACCUCCCCACCACCGGUUCCCAUCACCACCACCGCAGAGGACAUUGGCAGUUCUAGCGUCGCACCACGACUGCCAGAUCGCCCGACCGGUCUCGCUGACAACUCGCUCGUAUCGUCAGGCUACGGAUCACGGUACGGCUCCACGAUGAACAGCUACGGCGGCGGGUAUGGGGGUAUGGGCUCGAUGGGCUCAUAUGGAGGGUACGGCGGCGGCGGUUAUGGUGGAUACGGCGGGAUGGGUGGCGGAUACUCGUCGUACUCGUCUCCAUAUAGCCGUUUUGGAGGUGGAUACGGCGGCGGUAUGGGCGGUUAUGGGGGGUACGGCGGAAUGGGAGGUUACGGCGUUGGCGGGAUGGGUGGACCCGGCGAGUACCCCUCCCUCACUGGCGCGAUGCAGCAGCAGACUGCGCCUGCGUUCGCGGUCAUCGAGUCGAUCGUGACAGCGUUCACAUCCCUGGCGCAGCUCGUCGAGAGCACAUACAUGGCGACGCACAGCUCGUUCUUCGCCAUGGUCGGCGUCGCCGACCAACUCGGCAGCCUCAAGACCUACCUCGGCCAAGUACUUGGCGUGUUCAGCAUCAUGCGCCUUGGACGCCGGAUCUUGAACUGGCUACGAGGCAAGAAAUCUGGCCCUGAAAAGGGCUGGGCGAACGAGUGGAGCCGGGGUAUAGGCCCCAACGGCGCCGAGGCGCCGCGCCCCUCGGCCAAGCCUCUCCUCCUCUUCCUUCUUUCGGCUAUCGGCCUCCCCUACCUCAUGAGCAGGCUGGUCAAGCUCCUAAUUGCGAGCCAGCAGCAGCAGGCUGGCGCUAUUGACGCGAGCGGCCAAGUCGACCCCACCAAGCUCACGUUUGCGCGCGCGCGCUGGGACUUCAAGUCUACCGAGGAGUGGGAGCUUGCGCUGCAGCCCGACGAGAUUGUCGCUGUCCUCGAGCGCCGCGAGGGUGAAAAGCCAGGCGAGUCGGGGUGGUGGCGCGGACGGACGCGCGACGGGCGCCAGGGUUGGUUCCCGGGAAACUAUGUCGAGGUUAUCAAGAAGCGCGAGGACGCUCCGCAAAUCCCUGGCCCCAUGCAAGGGAUGCAGGGGAUGCCAAUGCAGGGCCAGGGGAUGGGAAUGGGCAUGGGCAUGUCUGGCAUGUCAAACAUGGGCAUGUCGAACAUGGGCAUGGGCAUGGGCAUGGGCAUGGGCAUGCAGAAUGGCAACCCGAUGGCCAUGCCGAUGGUGUAG